GGAGCGCGGUGGCCCAACAGCGGCCCCGGGGACCCCGCGCUGCUGACGGCGGCCGCGGCGACUCGCAGCGGGCGCGGGUCUCGGAGGCGCGGGCCCCAGUGCCGCCCCCCGGGACGGCCCCCGCCCCUCCCGCGGCCGUCCUCUCUCGUCCCUCCUCCUCCGUCCCUCCUCCCUCCUCCCUUGUCGCUCGCGGGCCGGGCCCGGCAUGGUGCGGCGUCGCGGCCGAUGGCGCUGAGGCGGAGCAUGGGGCGGCCGGGGCUCCCGCCGCUGCCGCUGCCGCCGCCGCCGCCGCCGCUGCCGCUGCCGCUGCUGCUGGCGGGUCUGGCCGCUGUGCUGCUGGCGGAGCCCGCGGCCGCAGGCCUGAAGCUCAUGGGAGCCCCGGUGAAGCUGACCGUGUCUCAGGGGCAGCCCGUGAAGCUCAACUGCAGUGUGGAGGGAAUGGAGGAGCCCGAGAUACAGUGGGUGAAGGAUGGGGCUGUGGUCCAGAGUGUGGAUCAGGUGUACAUCCCAGUCAGUGAGCAGCACUGGAUUGGCUUCCUCAGCCUGAAGUCAGUGGAGCGCUCUGAUGCAGGCCGGUACUGGUGCCAGGUGGAGGAUGGGGGUGAAAUGGAGACCUCCCAGCCAGUGUGGCUCACGGUAGAAGGUGUGCCAUUCUUCACUGUGGAGCCGAAAGAUCUGGCAGUACCACCCAAUGCCCCUUUCCAACUGUCUUGUGAGGCCGUGGGCCCCCCUGAACCUGUUACUAUUGUGUGGUGGAGAGGAGGCACAAAGGUGGGGGGGCCCGCUCCCUCUCCCUCUGUUUUAAAUGUAACAGGGGUGACCCAGAGCACCGUGUUCUCCUGUGAAGCUCACAACCUUAAAGGCCUGGCCUCUUCUCGCCCAGCCACUGUUCGCCUUCAAGCACUGCCCGCAGCCCCCUUUAACAUCACAGUGACAAAGCUCUCCAGCAGCAAUGCUAGUGUGGCCUGGACACCAGGGGCCGAUGGCCGGGCCCUGCUCCAAUCCUGCACGGUCCAGGUGACACAAGCUCCAGGAGGCUGGGAGGUCCUGGCUGUCGUGGUGCCCGUGCCGCCUUUUACCUGCCUGCUCCGGGACCUGGCACCUGCCACCAACUACAGCCUCAGGGUGCGCUGUGCCAACGCCUUGGGGCCUUCUCCAUAUGCUGACUGGGUGCCCUUUAGGACAAAGGGCCUAGCCCCAGCCAGCGCUCCCCAGAACCUCCAUGCCAUCCGCACAGACUCAGGCCUCAUCCUGGAGUGGGAAGAAGUGAUCCCCGGGGGCCCUUUGGAAGGCCCCCUGGGACCCUAUAAAUUGUCCUGGGUUCAGGACAAUGGAACCCAGGGUGAGCUGACAGUGGAGGGGACCAGGGCCAACUUGACAGGCUGGGAUCCGCAGAAGGACCUGACUGUGCGUGUGUGCAUCUCCAAUGCAGUUGGCUGUGGGCCCUGGAGUCAGCCACUGGUGGUCUCUUCUCAUGACCGUGCAGGCCAGCAGGGCCGUCCCCACAGCCGCACAUCCUGGGUGCCUGUGGUCCUGGGUGUGCUGACAGCCUUGGUGACGGCCGCGGCCUUGGCCCUCAUCCUGCUUCGAAAGAGGCGGAAGGAGACACGGUUUGGGCAAGCCUUUGACAGUGUCAUGGCCCGGGGGGAGCCAGCCGUUCACUUCCGGGCAGCCCGGUCCUUCAAUCGGGAGCGGCCUGAGCGUAUUGAGGCCACACUGGACAGCUUGGGCAUCAGCGAUGAACUCAAGGACAAACUGGAGGAUGUGCUCAUCCCUGAGCAGCAGUUCACCCUGGGCCGGAUGUUGGGCAAAGGAGAGUUUGGUUCAGUGCGGGAGGCCCAGCUGAAGCAGGAGGAUGGCUCCUUUGUGAAAGUGGCCGUCAAGAUGCUGAAAGCUGACAUCAUUGCCUCAAGCGACAUUGAAGAGUUCCUCAGGGAAGCGGCUUGCAUGAAGGAAUUUGACCACCCACACGUGGCCAAGCUUGUUGGAGUGAGCCUCCGCAGCAGGGCCAAAGGCCGUCUCCCCAUCCCCAUGGUCAUCUUGCCCUUCAUGAAGCACGGGGACCUGCACGCCUUCCUACUCGCCUCCCGGAUUGGGGAGAAUCCCUUUAACCUGCCCCUGCAGACCCUGGUCCGGUUCAUGGUGGACAUCGCCUGUGGCAUGGAGUACCUGAGCUCCCGGAACUUUAUCCACCGAGACCUGGCUGCUCGGAAUUGCAUGCUGGCGGAAGACAUGACAGUGUGCGUAGCUGACUUUGGGCUCUCCCGGAAGAUCUAUAGCGGGGACUACUAUCGCCAGGGCUGUGCCUCCAAAUUGCCUGUCAAGUGGCUGGCCCUGGAGAGCCUGGCUGACAACCUGUAUACUGUGCACAGUGACGUGUGGGCCUUCGGGGUGACCAUGUGGGAGAUCAUGACUCGUGGGCAGACGCCGUAUGCUGGCAUUGAGAAUGCUGAGAUUUACAACUACCUCAUCGGCGGGAACCGCCUGAAACAGCCUCCGGAGUGUACAGAGGACGUGUAUGAGCUCAUGUACCAGUGCUGGAGCGCCGACCCCAAGCGGCGCCCGACCUUCACGUGCCUGCGGAUGGAGCUGGAGAGCAUCCUGGGCCACCUGUCCGUGCUGUCCACCAGCCAGGACCCCUUGUACAUCAACCUGGAGCGAGCCGAGGGGCCCGCCGAGGGAGACCCCCUGCAGCUGCCUGGCGGGGAGCAGGCCAGCAGCGGGGCCGGGGAUGGCAGCAGUGUGGGGGCAACAGGGGGCACCCCCAGUGACUAUCGGUACAUCCUCAGCCCCGGGGGGCUCGCUGAGCAGCCCGGGCAGGAGGAGGAGCCGCCAGAAAGCCCCGCCAGUGAGGCCCAGAGGCGGCAGCUGCUGCAGCAGCAGGGGCUCCUGCCCCACAGUAGCUGUUAGCCCACAGGCUGAGUGCGGCCGGGGCCGUGCUGCUGGCCGAGGACCCUGGCCUGGGCCGUGCGGCGUGGGGGCUCCUGUGGCAGUCCUCCCAAGCUGCGCUGGAAGCCUGGACGGACCAAAUGGCCCAAUCCCGGUUCUUCCUGCGGCCACUCUGGCCUGCCUGGCAUUGGCUCAGGCCGGGGCCGGGUGGAGGUGGGCCAGGCCUGGUUGCCUAAACCCAGGCAGCUGGCAGGAGGGGGUGGUUAUGUUUCCAUGGUUACCGUGGGUGUGGAGAGGAGUUGGGGGAGGGUAGAUCCAGCCCUGUGGGCCCCUACCCUCUGGCUGAGCUGCUCCUGCUGCUUUAGCGCAUGCACUGAGGUGUUUCUGACCCUGGGGGCCCCAGCCUUGCCCAUGCUUGGGGUUUUAAGUGUCCAGGUUUGCUCUUCCUCACAAAGAGAUGCCCUUGUAUUAUUCCCCUGUAGGUGAGAGUUGGUAAGGGGUUGAUACAGUCAGGUCCCAAGUGCUGGGAGACAGUGGGGCAUUCUCAGGUCUGAAUCCUCGUCCCCUUCCUGAUGACCCAGACGACCUAGGCCAGGAGUCAAGUGCAGCUGACCAGGUCACAGCAAGGCAUGCUGGAUCACGGCAAGCUGCCAUUUGCUCAGCCUCUAAAGGCAGGGCACCCAGCCUGGCAAGAGGAAGGGGUGCUGUAGGCCUGCCCAGGAACGCGUGAGGCCCUCUUAGGCCCUCCCACAGGCUGUCUGAGCAUGCUACCAAAUCCCAGAAUACCCUAAGACUAACAAAGGCAGCUGUGUCUGAGCUCAGUCCUUCCACGCAGCGUCCCUUAGCCCCAGUUUUCCCUCUCCCUGGAGACCCUCUUCUGUCCCGAAUCUCCAGAGACAGACAGAAAAUAGGCCUGGUGGCUGGCGUGGGUGAGGGGGAGUUACUGGAGCCUGGACCCCAGCCCUGGCUAGGGGAGCCCCCGGAUUGCAUGGGGCAGGCCCCUGCUGUUAGGGAUAUUUCCAAGCUGUUAGAAGCUGUUUAAAAACGGAAAUAAAAUUGAGAGCUAAAUACCCAA
Odobenus rosmarus divergens (Pacific walrus) is the source of this 3964-nucleotide messenger RNA. It is a transcript of the gene TYRO3, whose product is annotated as TYRO3 protein tyrosine kinase. The transcript is spliced from 19 exons. Gene Ontology annotation, cellular component: signaling receptor complex. Lineage: Eukaryota; Metazoa; Chordata; Mammalia; Carnivora; Odobenidae. Gene Ontology annotation, biological process: nervous system development; cell migration; cell surface receptor protein tyrosine kinase signaling pathway. Gene Ontology annotation, molecular function: protein binding; ATP binding; transmembrane receptor protein tyrosine kinase activity. Bases 226 to 2910 code for a protein of 894 amino acids. The record is from RefSeq and is a predicted model, not a curated record.